AUGGUGCGCGGCAGGAUCUCCAGGCUCUCGGUCCGCGACGUGCGCUUCCCCACGUCGCUUGGGGGCCACGGUUCAGACGCAAUGCACACAGAUCCUGACUACUCAGCUGCCUAUGUCAUAAUAGAAACUGAUGCAGAAGAUGGACUCAAGGGAUACGGAAUUACAUUUACUCUGGGUAAAGGCACUGAAGUUGUCGUCUGUGCUGUAAAUGCACUUGCCCAUCAUGUGCUGAACAAGAACCUCAGGGACAUUGUCAAUGACUUCAGGGGCAUCUACAGGCAGCUCACCAGUGAUGGGCAGCUCCGAUGGAUUGGUCCAGAGAAAGGCGUGGUGCACCUGGCUACAGCCGCCAUCCUAAAUGCCCUGUGGGACCUGUGGGCUAAGCAGGAGGGGAAGCCUCUAUGGAAGUUACUUGUUGAUAUGGAUCCCAAGACGCUGCUGUCCUGCAUAGACUUCAGGUACAUUUCCGACGCCUUGACCGAGGAGGAGGCCUACGAAAUACUGCAAAAAGGUCAAGCUGGAAACAAGGAGAGAGAAGUGCAGAUGCUGGCACAUGGCUAUCCUGCCUAUACCACAUCGUGUGCCUGGCUCGGGUACUCGGAUAACACCUUGAAGCAGCUCUGCUCCGUGGCCCUGCGGGACGGCUGGACAAGGUUCAAAGUCAAGGUUGGGGCUGAUCUCCAGGAUGACAUCCGCAGGUGUCGGCUUAUCAGAGACAUGAUCGGACCCGAGAAAACACUGAUGAUGGAUGCCAAUCAGCGCUGGGAUGUGCCUGAAGCUGUAGAAUGGGUGUCCAAGCUGGCCGAGUUCAAGCCAUUGUGGAUUGAGGAGCCAACCUCCCCCGAUGACAUCCUUGGCCACGCUGCCAUUUCUAAGGCAUUGGCCCCAUUAGGGAUUGGUGUUGCAACAGGAGAACAGUGCCACAAUAGAGUGAUAUUUAAGCAGCUUCUACAGGCCAAUGCCCUGCAGUUUCUCCAGAUUGACAGCUGCAGACUGGGAAGCGUCAAUGAGAACCUCUCAGUGUUGCUGAUGGCCCAGAAGUUUGGAAUUCCUGUUUGCCCCCAUGCUGGUGGAGUUGGCCUCUGUGAGUUGGUACAGCACUUGAUUAUAUUUGACUACAUAUCUGUCUCUGCAAGCCUUACAAACAGUUCUUGCUUUCAGGAUUAA
Messenger RNA from Chrysochloris asiatica (Cape golden mole), 1167 nucleotides. RefSeq names its product enolase superfamily member 1 (gene ENOSF1). Gene Ontology annotation, biological process: amino acid catabolic process; carbohydrate catabolic process. The transcript is spliced from 15 exons. NCBI's taxonomy places the organism in Eukaryota, Metazoa, Chordata, Mammalia, Afrosoricida, Chrysochloridae. The record is from RefSeq and is a predicted model, not a curated record. Bases 1 to 1167 code for a protein of 388 amino acids. Gene Ontology annotation, molecular function: magnesium ion binding; L-fuconate dehydratase activity.